ACUUCCCUGUCUUCCCCAAAGAAGAAAAUUUUACUUAAAAUAAAGCUGCUUAUUUGACACUUCUGAGCAACCCUCUUUUGGGGAGAACCACAGCAAUGGGUGGCUCUGGAGCUGGACCUCGAAGAAACCAGUUCAUCCUCCUGGUGCUCUUUCUUUUGCAGAUUCAGAGUCUGGGUCUGGACAUCGACAGUCGUCCUACCGCUGAAGUCUGUGCCACACACACAAUUUCACCGGGACCCAAAGGAGAUGAUGGUGAAAAAGGAGAUACAGGAGAAGAGGGAAAGCAUGGCAAAGUGGGACGCAUGGGGCCAAAAGGAAUUAAGGGUGAACUGGGUGAUAUAGGAGACCAGGGCAACGUUGGCAAGACUGGGCCCAUUGGCAAGAAGGGUGACAAAGGAGAAAAGGGUUUGCCUGGGAUACCUGGAGAAAAAGGCAAAGCAGGUACUGUCUGUGACUGCGGAAGAUACCGGAAAGUUGUUGGACAACUGGAUAUCAGUGUGGCUCGCCUGAAGACAUCGAUGAAGUUUGUCAAGAAUGUCAUAGCAGGGAUUCGGGAAACCGAAGAGAAAUUCUACUACAUCGUGCAGGAGGAGAAGAACUACAGGGAAUCCCUGACCCACUGCCGGAUCCGGGGCGGGAUGUUAGCCAUGCCAAAGGACGAAGCUGCCAACACGCUCCUCGCUGACUAUGUCUCCAAGAGCGGCUUCUUCCGAGUGUUCAUCGGGGUAAACGACCUGGAGAGGGAGGGCCAGUACGUGUUCACAGACAACACGCCCCUGCAGAACUACAGCAACUGGCAGGAGGGUGAGCCCAGCGACCCCUACGGUCACGAGGACUGUGUGGAGAUGCUGAGCUCGGGCAGAUGGAACGACACGGAGUGCCACCUGACCAUGUACUUUGUCUGUGAGUUUGUCAAGAAGAAAAAGUAACUUCCCUCUUGAGGCACACUUCUCCUUUCCCUGUGACAACCGUGGCAGUUAUUUUUAAUCCACCUUUUUCUAAUUACACUAAAUUUGUUCUGACUCAAGGCAAGUGAAACAUGCUAGACUGGGGCUUGGACUCUCCAUUGCCAUGCGUGUCCGUGACGAUUUUCAUUUCCAUACAUGGUGUGAUAUUGAGCCAUAAGCUUACCAGGCUCUGGGUCCCGAGAGCUUGUGCAGGAGGUGGUGGUCUGUGUCUCAAAUGAAAUGUUCUCUUGGCAUUUGCUCUGCUGCCUCUCCCUAGAUCCCUGAACCAUUGUCUGUCUAGCCCAGUGGAUAAUUGGACAGUUGGUUGGGGCUCAUCUUUUUUUGCCCAAAGCCAGACUGAUGAAAUCCCUUCUAAUAGGAAUGAAAAGGUGUUAUCUGUCUUUGAACCCAAGAUCCACAAUUCUUUGACCAGUCACCCACCAUGGCUGUGGCCACACUUGCAAGGGCCCCUUGUUUGCACAGACAUAGUAAUACUUGGAACUUCUGGCCUAGUGACCUGCUUCAGACCAUGUGGAAUCAGACAGACCACUCUUGUGCUUCUGAUUGACAGCCUUCACUGACUGAAGUUUAAAAGCCAUAGCCCCUUUCUCUAGGCCCACAACUUAACCCCAGGCCUUCAGAUAGUACCUUUCUGAGCUGAGGAAAAGGGAACUCUAGAAAUCAAAAAGAAAAGAAAAAGAGAAGGUUAGUUCCCAUGCAGUAUUAUUGGUAAUCCUCCUGUGAAAGUCCCCCCUUCUAUUGAUAUGGCUCCAUUUCUUCCUUGUCCUAGGUUUAUCCAUAGCAAUUUUCAUUCCUUAAGGGAUGGAGAGUGAGGGAAGGAGUUUGUGAAGCCUUCAGAAAACUCUAGAAGCUUCAAGGUGCUACCAACACCAAGACUCUCAGACCCUCCUCUGCCUCUAAUAUAUCACUCAUGGUGACAUUUUGUGGGAAGCCCUUUAUUCUCCAUUACUCUACAUUGUUAUAACCUCACAGCAGUGGUGUUUUCAAGUCUUCUGACAGCACAGGAACGUGUCAAGUGGGGAGUUUGGAACAUGCCUAGGACUCACAUUUACUAAGCUGGUAAAACUCUACUUUAAACGGCAGUUCAAACCUCAAAGCAGUUCUCAUUUCAAAUUUUAAAAUAAAAGUUCAACAAACCCCUAGAUUAUCCCCUUUUAAACUGCUGCUCCAGUUAUAGUUGGUGACAUAUAAUUAGACUGUUUAAAAUGCUGGCAAAACAGAUAAUGAAGUAAGAGAAACAGAUCAACAACAUAUGUUCACCUUAAACCAUCUGUCCAUGAUUUCAACCAUGACUAACUGGUUAUGAGAUAGGAUUUAAUUAGGUUAUUUCUGUGAGUUUAUCAAGGGUCACAAGCUCAGGUCCUACGGGGCUAAGCAGAUGACAUAAAUAAGUGAAGUGGAGCAGGUGGGGAUCCUGGUAUGGUGAGCACACCUUGCCCUGCUAAGGGAACCAGCUGCUUCUUUGUCACUGCUGUUUUUACCAUGGAGGACCCAGGGUCGUUGCAUGUUCUGCCAUUUAAGAGAAGUCAGAAAGCUGGAACUUUCUUAUAAAGUUGUAAGUAUCUUAUAUACCCUUAUAUUUUUAAAUAUUGGCAGUGAAUCAAUUCUUAAUCCAAAUUCUAAGCCAUACAAAACAGUCUGCUAGCCAAAAUUGUGCACUUUCCACUUCUCACCUCUGGGGAGAAGUUCGGAAGCUUCUAACCAUGUUGUGUGUCAUUAGGAGGCAAUGACAUCAACAUCAAGGUCUUCCAUCCAUUGCUCCGUCAAUUCAGCUCCAUAGCAGGAAUCCAGUCGAUGUUUGCCAUUCAUCAGGUUAAUUCAGACUUUUGAGAAUAUGGCGUAUUUUGAAGGCAGGGUGGUUUAAUCAAAAUUACAAAGCAGAACACCAUACCAAGCCCGUGUUCUUGGGUGAAAUGCCAACCAAGAGCUUGGGGAACAAGAAUCUGGAAACACUUAGAAGUGAAGGGGACACGAGAAGAGAAAAGAGGAGAGAGGGAACGGACCGCAAACAUUGCCUACGUGCAGCUCACAUUGGGAUCCUUAUUCAGAUUGGUUCUAAGCCCCUCAAGGACGAAUAUGAAUUGUGUAUACUGUCAAUGCUAUUCUUAUUUCUGUUAUGAUCAUUAUAAUAAUACCAACAUUUCUCUCAA
Phacochoerus africanus (Common warthog) is the source of this 3118-nucleotide messenger RNA. It is a transcript of the gene COLEC10, whose product is annotated as collectin subfamily member 10. Bases 96 to 929 code for a protein of 277 amino acids. NCBI's taxonomy places the organism in Eukaryota, Metazoa, Chordata, Mammalia, Artiodactyla, Suidae. The transcript has 6 exons. The record is from RefSeq and is a predicted model, not a curated record.